Messenger RNA from Lytechinus pictus (painted urchin), 6983 nucleotides. Its product is annotated as SCY1-like protein 2. The transcript is spliced from 16 exons. Gene Ontology annotation, molecular function: protein kinase activity; ATP binding. The record is from RefSeq and is a predicted model, not a curated record. Gene Ontology annotation, biological process: protein phosphorylation. Bases 735 to 3659 code for a protein of 974 amino acids. Lineage: Eukaryota; Metazoa; Echinodermata; Echinoidea; Temnopleuroida; Toxopneustidae.
GGUUUAUUAUCAGAACUGAAUUCAGAGCUGCUCCUGUCUGUAGUAACAUUAAUGGAAGAGCAGAUUUCAGAAUGAGGGCGUUGCUGCUUUAAAAAAUUUUACUCCAUGGAGCUUUCCAAAUUCAUCUCAAAUUAGACUGCUUCAGGAAACCAGAUUUGUUCCUUCAAGCAGAGACGCUUGUGGCUUUCCUGACUGGACUUCUAUGGAUUCUUCAUGCCAACCCUAAGGACUGUGGUCUUCUGCAUGAGACACGUCAAUUUCAAACAAGACAUUCGGUGGUGAAACACUUGAUGAAGAUGAUAUUCAAUUUUAUUUGGUAUAACUGAAUCUCAGAAGUAAUUCCUCGGGAGCAAGAAACAAUGAAAAAUAAAAAUAAAAGGUCCAUCAAUAAUGAAUGUCUGAGCAGUGUUCUUUUUUGUGCACAGAUCAAUGGAUCUUUUCAGUUCCAAGCAGGGAUGUAGUCAAUGCUGACCUCGAGACAACAUUUUGCUGGCCUUGGUCCGAGUCACUGUACAGAAUCUAUGGGAAGUUUUCUCAAGCUGCCUCAUUACUCUGAAGAAUCAGCCUCGACCUCAUCCCUGUAUGCAAGUGUGAUAUAUAUCUGCGAUGCAAUCUCAUGAUUAAAGAGGAGAAACAAGAGAGCUUCAGAUUUUGAAGUAUAGCAAUCUCCUGAAAUAUUUUCUGCAUCUUCGGACCACUUUUUAGCAGGUGGAUGACGAGAACUGACGAGCGUGAUGGAGAUGCUGAAUAAAUUGAAGAGUACGGUUGGUGGGUUUAUCGGGAACCCAGUGAUGAGAGAAUAUGAGGUCAUUCGUCACGUCGGUAGCGGCGGUCCUGGAUGUUUGUGGAAGAUCUAUCUUGCUGUCAAAAGAUCAACGAAACAGGAGGCAGGUGUAUUUGUAUUUGAAAAGAAACUUCUGGAAAGAUUUGCCAAAAAGGAUAGAGAUCCAUUGUUAGAGAUCUUACGUAAGGGUUCAACCCAGUUGACCAGACUAAGACAUCCGUGUGUGCUUACUGUUCAACAUCCAUUGGAAGAAACAAGAGAAAGCCUGGCGUUCGCUACAGAGCCUGUCUUUGCCAGCCUAGCCAAUAUAUUAGGUUGCCAUGACAACAUGCCGACGCCCAUACCACCGGACAUUGGAGAACACAAGUUGUUUGAAGUCGAGAUCAAAUAUGGCCUUCUACAGUUAACAGAUGCCUUGAAGUUUCUUCAUAAUGAUGUUCAUAUGGUCCAUGGUAAUAUUUCACCAGCGAGUAUUAUCUUGAAUGGUAAUGGAGCAUGGAAGCUAGCUGGAUUUGACUUUGUUAUCCCUUCCUCAUCACCACCUGAUCAACCAGCUAGUUUCCCUUCACGUGAACUUGUGAACAAUAUCUCGGCAGUGCUUCAGCCAGACCUGAACUACUUGGCUCCGGAAUACCAGUUAACUCAAAGCUGUGAUACUUCCAGUGAUAUGUUCAGCCUUGGGAUGUUAAUGUACUCCGUGAUCAACAACGGCAAAAUGUUCCAUGAUUGCAACGAGAAUCUUGCCACAUUUAAACAGAAAUCUGAACAGUUGCGAAGUCUGAAUAUAUCUUUAUUAUCGAGCCUUCCUGAUGGUUUAAAAGAGUAUGUGAAGAUGUUACUAAGUACCACACCCACCAUCAGACCGGACGCUGAUCAACUAGGCAAGAUUCCAUAUUUUGAUGACGUUGGCGCAAUGACGCUCCAGUACGUUGACUCAUUGUUUCAACAAGAAAGCAAACAGAAAGCUCAAUUCUUCAAAGGUCUUCCAAAAGUAAUCUCAACUCUUCCCAAGAGGGUUGUGCAGCAGAGGAUACUACCAUGCUUGUGUAAGGAAUUCAUGAAUCCUGACAUGGUGCCGUUUGUCCUCCCCAAUGUAUUACUCAUCGCUGAGCAAUGCACAGAUCAGGAGUAUGUCAAGCUGGUCUUACCAAGCCUAAAGAAUGUCUUCAAGAUGCAAGAACCGGUUCAGAUUUUGCUGAUCUUCAUGCAACGGAUGACACUCCUAUUGACCAAGACACCCUCAGAUGACAUCAAGAAUCAUGUCCUACCAAUGGUUUAUAGGGCUUUAGAAUCGUCUUCAGCUCAGAUACAGGAGCUGUGUCUAAAUAUUUUACCUACAUUUGCUGGGAUGAUAGAGUAUAAUUCCAUCAAACAUUCCAUAGUCCCACGAAUGAAGAAACUUUGUUUGGAGACGUCCCUUCUGGCGGUUCGUGUGGGAUGUCUGGUGAGCCUGGGCAAGAUGCUAGAGCACAUGGACAAAUGGUUUGUCCUUGAUGACAUCAUUCCACUCCUUCUACAGAUACCUUCAAGAGAGCCAGCUGUUCUUAUGGGAAUCUUAGGUAUCAUCAAAGUGGCUAUGACCCAUAAGAAGCUAGGAAUCAGCAAGGAUGUCGCUGCCACUAAGUUACUUCCAUUCCUCUUCCCACUCUCCAUUGAUAAUAACCUCAAUCUAAAUCAGUUUAAUGCAUACAUGUCAGUGAUAAGAGACCUCAUCAAAUUGGUUGAGAAGGAACAAAGAGUCAAACUGGAACAACUCAACGCUUUACAAGAAGAACAAAAGACGUCAGUGGAAUUUGCCCAGAAGCUACAAACCAGUCAAGGAAAUGGAGAUGUUUCAUUGUCAUCGAGAGGGGAGAGCAAUACUUCUGGAGGGACAGGAAUUGACCAGAUGUUUGGCUUGGACAGUCACACUAAUGGAAAGAGCAGCCCUGUGAUCGAGAAACAGUCCCCAUCCAGCUCUAUCAGCCAAGCAAACAGCUCCUCCAGCAAGACACCGAAUCCUGCUCCUGUACGUCCGUCCCAGGUCUCCCUGAGCUUGGAAGAGAAACAACGGCUUCAGAAGGAGCAGGAAUUCCAACAGAGAUUGAAGAAUCAGAAGGCAAUCCAGCCUGAAGAUGCUGUGAAGCAACCGUCAAUAUCUACUGCCAAGGAUCUGACGGGGUCACUGAUGGAUUCCAGGAGUAAAGGUCAAGGCCAGGCUGCGGGAGUGGACAGUGUGGGUAUGGGCACCAGGACGGGUGGAAGCGGCAACACUGGUCUUCUGUCAAGCGGGAUCAGCAGCAUGAACAGUUCUCCUUACUCCCCAUCAGGUUCUAUGUCUGCAGGGAGUGUCGUUGGGACAGGGGGAAUGGGCCUUUCGAAUUCUUCCUUGCUCUCGCAGCCGGUUGCUAACAUGCCACAGAGGGUUCCUCAAAUGGGCCAACCGUCUCAAGCAAAAAAGAACAUUGACAUGUCACCGUUCGAUUCCCUCUUAGCUCCGUCCCAGUCGCAGAAGUCCAACAGGACGCUCAAUCAGAUGUCUUCGGCGAAUCCCGCACACCCCGCUAACCCUCCAAUGGGGCAGAACUCUUUCCAGAGACCUCAAGUUGGCAUGGCCCAGGCGACAUUUGGUCAGGGCUCGCAGGGAGGCAUGGGUCAGGGGUCAUUCGGAAACAUGAAUCAUCAAGGACAAGGUGCCUUCAGACAGCAAGGCAUGAUGGGAAAUUACGGCGGAGGCUCUGCGGGCACAGGUCAAAGAUUGUUCCCGGGGUCAACCAUGCAGCAACAAGGAACGGGAAUGGCUGCAGGAUUUGAUCCGUUUGCCAGCACUGGUGCAACGAGUCAACAGAAGCAGAAGGCUGUUGGUGGGGACAACCUACUUGAUUUCCUAGGAUAGAUGCAGUAUUAUCAUUCUUCUUCUUAUUAUUAUUAUUGCAGUAUAGUACUAGUCCAUGCAAUUUACGUAUGUUAUUUUCUUUUCAUUUGCAUUACAGCUUGGGAAAUAAUGAUUACAUUACAUCUUAUGGGAUCUUAGUAGGAAGGUGGUCUACCAGGAGUUCUUGGUGUUUUGGCCAUCUAAGUACUGUACACCCCGUCCUGGCUGGUCAGUGCUGCGCUGGAAUUCCAUCAACAGCACUCUCCUACUGCGUACCCAUUUGAAUUAUCUAGAUAUCAAAGAAAAUGAAUAAAUGGAAUGGAAUUUGAACCUAUGAUCUUCUCAUUGUAGGAUGAGAGUUUAUUCCACUGCACCAAGUCACUUUCAUAAAGACCUGGGCCCCGUUGUACAAAGAGUUACGAUUGAUCCAAUCAAUCAUAACUCAAUGGAAAUCCAUCAGUGUCAUAAUUUUUUCUACAGGAAAUUUGCAAAAUAUCCUUUGUAAUCAAAGGAGAACACCCCAAAUUGUCAAGAAAUCAAUGAAUUUAUGGAUAUGCAUUCAUAUCUAGAAUUUUUUUUGAACAUGCAUUUCAUAUGUUGACGUUGCUGGCUUUCCAUAUUUGCGAUUGAUUGGAUCAAUCGUAACUCCUUGUACAACGGGGCGCUGGUCCCACUGGCCGACGGACACAAAACGUAUUCAUAACGGAUACGUCGGACAAGCUAAAUUUUUGGGUGGCUCCAUCUAUUUUUAUCCGCUCCAGACAUUAGACAAAAUGGGGGAACAAUGAAAUCACAGUGGACAGAUGCCCGAUGGAUAUAGAGCGUAUGAAACACAUAUGCAAAGAGUAUCAAUAUCAAUACUAUCACAACAUGCACGGUGUUAGUUAAAAUAUAACCCGCCCGUGAGACCGAAAGCCCGCGAGUGGUACACAAUGGAUACAUAACACUUUCAAACAGAUGGCAAGAUUCUUUGCCAUUUUACAUCCUCUCUGCAUCUGUAAGUGCAGUGGGACCAAGCCUUUAUAUCAUACAGUGUUAAUGAUGUUAACAAUCAAGCCCCAACUUAUUUAGCUGACCUUCUCUUUGGAAACACAUCCAAAUACAACACACGCUCGGCCACUAGUAAUACUCUUGUUGUACCUCGUACUGCUAAACAAAUAGAUGAUAGAGCCUUUUCUACCGUUGCCCGCAAAACAUGGAACUCCUAGCUGCCUUCGCUAAAGACUUCCCCAACACUUGCCUCAUUUAAGAAAUCUCUUAAAACUUACCUCUUCUAAUUUGUCUGUACGGUUUCCAUAUAAUGUUCAUAAUUUUGUGGUUAUUGUUCUUAUGUUUCAUACUCCCUAUUUGUGUUUCUGUUAUUCUUUCUUUCUUUAAUGCGCUUUAUAUCUGAUGAAAAGGUUCUAUAUUAAUGAAGUGUAUUAUUAUACAGUGCAAUGGAAUGCGUAGUGCCAAGGUGUUUACUUACUCGGAUUUACUUGGAUGUAGAGACGUAAAGCUUGUAGCUAAUUUGCCCCUCGUCAUGUUGGAUAGUCUCUGGUAGGGUAAAAACUUUAGUGGAUGUUUUCCAGUGCCUGUCAAUUGCUGAUUUGAACAUAUUGACACUAGAUGCAGAAACUGCUUCCUUGGGUAAAGCAUUCCAGUUACCGUAUUUAUACUCCUAGUUGAAAAUGCAUUUUGCUGGCUGUUUAAUGACACUUUACAUUCCAAUGCAUUUAGAUUUUAUCUUGGGCUAUUUGUUUUUCCCCCUUUUUUAAGUGCAUUUUGAAUUGUUUAACCUGUCUUAGAGACUAUUUCUGGGACCAACCCAAGCUUUUUAUUGAAAACGUUCAAAGUGCAUUUAUAAUGGGAAAGUUAUUGAAAUCACAUGUGAUCUCAGAGUGAUCUUACAUGGAAAUCUUCCAUAGUAUUUAUGUUGCAAUAUAUAUACAUGUUUGUAUCUAUUUAUUUGAAUACUAUGUAAUAAAAAAAAAUCACUGAUUAUUAGUUUCUAUUUUAUGUACCGGUAUGUAAUUCCACGACACAAAAGCUUUUUUUGUUAAACUGUACUGAGCAUUAAUAAAUAUUAACUAUAAAUACCAUCUUACAUUUAGAUUAUGAUUAAGAUUCUCUUGUAAAGUAAAAGAAAAAUAUAUACAUGUAUUCAUUAUUUAUUGACCUUUCUGCCAACUAACAAGUUGUAAUAGGUCCAUGAUUUUAUAUAAUGUUUCAAGUUGUGAACAAACAAAUUACAAAAGAGGAGCAUCAAAGAUGAUGAAGAACAUAUUAUAUUUAUUUAUUAAUUUAUUUUUAGUUUUAUUUAUACAGGGUAGCAUUGUCAGUUUCAGAACUGCUUACCACAACAGCCCUGUCCACGUAACAUUUGUUAUAAUUAAUGUAAUUAAAGGAGAAUGAAACCCUUGAAACCAGCUGAAUCAUUAACAAAGAGAAAAAUCAAAGAAACAUAUUGUUGAAAGUUUGAGGAAGAUUGAAUGAAUAAUAAGAAAGUUAUGACCAUUUGAAUAUUGAGACCACUAGUGCCAUGUAGAUCCUCCCAUCGGCAAUGCGACCAAGAUCUGUGAUGUCACACACGUACAACUCCCUCAUUACUUUAGUACUUAUUUCACUUAUAUUCUCACUUUUAUAGAGUCUAUCACAAGGUGAGGUGUUCUUAAUUAUGAGAUGAAAAGUACAGAGGUUUCACAACAUUAUAUCAUUGAUGAAUCAUUUGUCAUAUGAUUAGAAUGAGCAAAAAGAGAUGUUUUGGGGUAUAUUUUCAGUGUCCAAAUGGGAGAGUUGUACGUGUGUGACAUCACAGAUCUUGGUCGCACUGCCAAUGGGAGGAUCUCCAUAGCAUUAGUGAUCUCGACAUUCAAAUGCUCAUAACUCUUUUAUUGCUAGUCCUAUUUUACUCAAACUUUUUUUGAUCUUAUUCUUUGAUUUUUUUUGCUUUCACAAAAGCUAACUUGCUCCAAGAGUUUCAUUCUCCUUUAAGUCUGUAAUAUUUACAUAAUCGAUAGUACUACAAUUUUAAUUAGUAUUUAUAGAUACACAUAUUGAACAUGGGCGUCAAUCCAAACUUGAGCAUGAGGGGGACACAAUAGCAACAUGCAAGCAUGUCACUUUUAUAGGUAUACUUUCCAGAUCCAUUACACUUUCGUCAUACUCCAUCGCUACAUGUACCGUAUGUCACGGGCGGAUCCAGCCUUCGCCAAUAGGGGGGGGGGGUGUUGCACCCACAAAUGUAAUAACGCCCACAAAUGUAAUAACGCCCACAAAUGUAAUAACACUUUACCCACAAAUGUAAUAACGCCCACAAAUGUAAUAACACUUUACCCACAAAUGUAAUAAUUUCACCCACAAAUG